Messenger RNA from Theileria equi strain WA, 555 nucleotides. RefSeq lists its product as hypothetical. The coding region runs from base 1 to 555 and encodes 184 amino acids. The record is from RefSeq and is a predicted model, not a curated record. The transcript has a single exon. Lineage: Eukaryota; Apicomplexa; Aconoidasida; Piroplasmida; Theileriidae.
AUGGGAUUUAUGAUAAAUUUGUUUGCUGGUUGUUCCUUACCAGUCAUUUCCAAAUCAAAAUACACAUCUUUCCUACAACUGCGAAUUUGUUGCGAAUGUUGUUUAAAUGGCCAUAAAAACGAUGUAAUUUGGUCGAGAAAUUUCAUUACAACUAAAGGUUAUCUGGAAGAUUCCUCUAAUCCUAUAAAAACACGAUCUGAAACUGGAAAUCGAUUGGAGAAACGUCAUAAAUUGAGCAAGAAAGUCAGAAAGACUAUUAUGUCGAUUGAAAGGCUUUACAAACCUAGUACUAAUACAGAAGUUUGUCCAAAACCCGAAAUAACGGAAGAUAUUGAUCUACCACCUGCUGACGAGGCAGACACAGCAAUCUUGGAAUCAGAUGGUAAUUAUGAACAUGUACAAAACUUAGUUAAAAAGAUAUAUAAAUCAGCAACAAGCCAUGUGUAUAACGAUGCGUUGUGGAAAAGAUAUGUGCAACAAUUACAAGUCAUUAUUCCUCUCUUGCGACCCUCGGAUUUGUGUCUGGUCUUGUACUCGUUCGGGAAAAUAAAGUAA